Molecule: messenger RNA, 4930 nt
Organism: Morus notabilis
Lineage: Eukaryota; Viridiplantae; Streptophyta; Magnoliopsida; Rosales; Moraceae
Product: zinc finger CCCH domain-containing protein 44
Exons: 11
Coding region: 345-4685 (1446 amino acids)
Molecular function (GO): metal ion binding; DNA binding; protein binding
Source: RefSeq, a predicted model, not a curated record
GUUCAGCUCUUCUCUUUCUAUCUCUAACUUUCUCUCUCUAAAAACUCUCUCUCAUCGCAGACCUUCUCUUGCUUGCUUUCCCAUCUUUUGUCUCAGAACGCACAUAAACCAACCAAACAGACCAACGUGACAAUGCCAAGUCACAUCCUCGCCGUGUCCAUUUCCGUGUCCUCACCUCUCCCACCACCGCCACUUCGCCCCAAUCGCUCCCAAGCCUAGGGUUUCUCUUCUCCUUCUUCAUCCUCUUCUUUUGUUUGUUUCCGAUUUUGUUCCGAAGCUUGUUUCUGGAAAUUUUUUGUCUUGUUACUGUUCUGAAUUCGACGAAUUUGGAAGGUUUUUGGAUUAUGGAAGCGCAAGCUUCGAGCUUGUAUAGACCUUCUAUGGAGGACGAUGGCGAUGGAGGUGUAGGUGAUCGAGGCGGCGGCGGAGGAUUUGACCAGUCGGUGAAGGAGCUGGAGCUGGAGCUUAUGAGCGGCGUCGAUCAAUGCGAAAUGAUUGGGGAUAUGGACGAGUCCCAGCUUGUUGGAGCUCCGGUCGCGAUCGCCGCUGGAAUUGGACACGCGGCGGCCGAGAAGGGCGGUCCGGCGGUGGCUGUGGAGGUGAAAUUGGGGGAGAAGGUGGUGGUGGAGAAGCGGAAGCGAGGGCGGCCGCCGAGGGGACAGGCGAAGGCGGCGACGACGACGACGCCGUUGAGGAAGAAGGACGAAGAGGACGUUUGCUUCAUAUGCUUCGACGGUGGGAGCCUCGUUCUCUGUGAUCGCCGGGGCUGCCCUAAGGCAUAUCAUCCAGCGUGCAUCAAGAGGGACGAGUCAUUUUUUCGAUCAAGGGCUAAAUGGAAUUGUGGUUGGCAUAUAUGUAGUACUUGUCAGAAAGCUUCCCAUUAUGUGUGCUACACUUGUACGUAUUCUUUGUGCAAAGGAUGUACUAAGGAUGCUGAUUAUGUUUCUGUACGAGGAAACAAAGGAUUUUGUGGAACGUGCAUGAGAACUAUCUUGUUGAUUGAGAAGUUUCAAGUAAAUAAAGAAGGGGCUCAAGUGGAUUUUGACGACCAAAGCAGUUGGGAGUAUCUAUUCAAGGUCUACUGGGUUCUUUUACAAGGGAAAUUAUCAUUGACUUUAGAUGAGCUCUUGAAAGCAAAAAAUCCAUGGAAAGCGCCUCCAGUUGAUGCUUCUAACUGGGGAUAUUCUGGUGAAAUUUAUAGUGGAAAUGGGGAUAAAAACUCCGUGUCUGGGAACUGUUGUGCAAACAAGGAAGCUGUUAAUGCUAAAAGAAGAAAGCUUGACAACAAGCCUAAAGUUCUCGAAAACGAGAGUUCUUUGCCUGUUGAAAAACCUGGUGAGAAUAGAGUGGCACAUGCUCAUGGAGAAUCAAGUUGGGCCUCAAAGGAGCUCCUGGAGUUUGUUGCACAUAUGAGAAAUGGUGAUACGUCUGUCAUGACCCAGUUUGAUGUCCAGGCUUUACUGCUCGAGUAUAUAAAAAGAUACAAACUUCGUGAUCGUCGUCAACAAUGUCAAAUUGUUUGUGAUCAGAGGCUUCUGAACAUGUUCGGCAAAGCACGUGUGGGUCACAUUGAAAUGCUAAAGCUUCUCGAGUCUCAUUUUCUUUUAAAAAAUGAAGUUCCAGUAAGAAAUACUAUCACAGCAGGAUUUAUUGAUGCCGUUGGUAGCCAGUUGGAUUGUAACGCUGAUAGCCAAAUGACACUGGUUAUUGAUAAGAGGCGCAAAGUUCGUAAGAAGAUUGAUGACAAAGGACUGCCAACUAAUCUAGAUGCCUAUGCCGCUAUUGAUGUUCACAACCUUAACUUAGUUUAUUUGCGCCGCGAUUUGAUGGAGAAUUUAGUUAAUAAUCCUGAAAAAUUCUUUGAGAAGGUUGUUGGUUCAUUUGUGCGAAUAAAAGUUUCUAGUAGUGAUCAAAAGCCAGAAAUGCAUAGGCUUGUCCGAGUUGUAGGUACCAGUAAGGGUAAGAAACCUUAUAAAAUAGGCACGAGGGAAACUGAUGUCAUGCUUGAAAUAUUAAAUUUAAACAAGAAAGAGGUUGUAUCAAUUGAUGGGAUUUCAAAUCAGGAAUUUUCUCAGGAUGAGUGUGAACGUUUACGCCAGUGUAUAAAAUGCGGGCUCAUCAAGCAGCUAACUGUAGGGGAGAUUCAGCAAAGAGCAAUGGCACUUCAAGCAGUAAAAGUAAAUGAUUGGCUGGAGGGAGAGAUAUUGAGGCUUAAUCAUCUUCGUGACCGAGCAAGUGAAAAGGGACAUAGAAAAGAGUUGAGAGAAUGUGUGGAGAAAUUAGAACUUCUGAACUCGCCUGAGGAACGCAAGCGCAGGCUGGAAGAAGUCCCUAUAGUACACGCUGAUCCAAAUAUGGAUCCAACUUAUGACAAUGCUGGAGAAGUAGAUGGAAAGAAACAAGGUGAAAAAGUAAGACCAAGAAAUUCUGGCUUUGGUAGAAAGAGGGAGUCCAUCUCUCCAGGACGAGGAGGUGAUGUCUUGAUUAAUAUUGGAAGCAAUGCAUUAAAGAAUUCAAUCAUCCCUGUUGAGCAAAUUAGAGAUAAAGAAACAUUUGGAUUAGAUAGUUGGAAUACAUCCAGUAACCCGGUCGAUUGUGCUGCUUCAGGGACGGACCAAUCUGUUGAUGAUUUUGAGAUAGACAGGAUAUGGCACUACCAGGACCCAACUGGGAAGGUUCACGGUCCAUUUUCCAUGCUACAGCUGCGUAAAUGGAGUGGACACUUUCCUCAGGAUUUGAGGAUAUGGAGUUUGAAUGAGAAACCAGAUAAUUCUAUACUUCUGACUGAUGCACUGAGUGGGCAAUACUCUAAAGAGCAAUUAUUACCACUGAACAGUCAUUUGCCGCUGCAGGAAGUCAAAGUUGCUUCCGAUGAUAGAGACAAUAGUGUUGAUGGAGGGCAGAGCAAGAGCACGAAUGCUGCUCCCAUAAAUGGUGAAACAGUUGAGGAGAGUAGGAUUCUUGAUCAGGGUGCUCUGAGCAAGCUUCUCGACGAAAAGAAUAAAGUGGUAGGAAGUGAUGGAUUGAGCUCCCAUUUGUCUAGUUGCACAACAGUUGCAGCUGUCAACUCCGGCGAAGGGGAUACUGGAAUUUUUUCCGAAGGCUCGGAUUCAUUGAAGGGUAAUAAUGUGUGGCCCACUCAGCCCCAAGUAACUAGUUCAUUACCCACACCCAUUCUUCCUGAGAAGCAAACCUCGCCACAUGAAAUGAGUGAAGAUCGUGUAACUGAAAGCAAGUCUAAUCAGAGUGAUGGAAACUUGAAUGUUUGGCCAACUGUUGAUUGUCAAAAUAGAACUAACCAGGCUUGUGAAAAGCGAUCUGAUGGUGAGGGUCAUUCUGGUCAAUCUUCUGGUCAGAACUGGAAACCGCCUGCAAGUAGUCCUUCAAAUGGAUGGGAUACCAACUCUGGAUUGAAUUCUGUUUCCCAACCACUUGAAACAUCAGAGCAAAACCAGGAGGUUACUAAUCUUCCAAAUCUGCCCAGCCACUCCGCGAAGCCGACCAAUGGGAGCCCGGAUGGUCAGGCUGCUGAAAACAAACAGUCUGCUUCUUCAAGUGCUCCUGUCCAGGAUGCUGGCGUUAGUUGGAGCACUGCUUCUAGUUUGGUAGUUGGCAGUGCACAACUGCAGGAAGUGGCUGGUGACUGGAGUGGAUAUUCCCCCAAUCCAGCCAAACCUUGUCCUGUUGAGGAAUGGGACUCGAGUCUUGCCACCGCUUCCUCUCUUAAACCAACAGAAAUGAUCGGUGAUCAUGCUGCCACUCCAGCUUCAUUGAGUGACCAACUGACACAUUCUUCCCCAUCACAUCCUCAAUCUAAUACCUCUAGUUGGCAUGACAUUGAGCCCAAUGAAUUCAGCUCUCUAGUUGAUGAUUCGGUAUCAGAUCUAUUGGCUGAAGUCGAAGCGAUGGAGUCAUUACAUGCUCUGUCUUCCCAUAUAAUCAACUAUGCUGGGGAGUUGACAGAGGACUCUAAGACUGAUUGUCUUAGUCCUGUUGAGGCAUUUAGCCCAGCACCCGAGCCUGGAAAAGGUGAUGCUUUGAGCUCCACUGCAGGUAUACACUUGCCUCAGACGAAUGUGACAGAGGAACCACUUAGGAUAGGUAGUGCAGAUGUUCUUGAUCCGAAGAGGAGAUCGACGGGGAAUCCUUCUGUAAGUACUGAAGUGGAAGGUGAUACAAAGCACAGCGAUGCUUCAGUUAACCGAUGGGAGGCAAGUGCAGACAUUCAACCAGCCGCACCGUCAACAACAAGCUGGGAUGCGACCAUGACAGAUGCCCCUUGGAAUGCAAGGUCGGAGAGCAUGGACACUAAUUGGGGAGCAGUUCAGGCAACUGCAGAUAUGAGCUGGGAAGGAGGGUUGCAUCAAGGUAAUGCGAUUAUGGAUUGGGCUCAGCCUACGACACAGGAACACACAAACAUAAGUUCAGGUCCACCUGCAGCGAGCAUUUUGGGAAGCCAACCAAGAUACGGCGGAGAGAGAUUUCCUGGUACAAGAGAUCGGGUUUUCCACAGUAGGGAUUCAGGUUUUAGUAGGAAUAGGCAUGUCUGGAACAGGCAGCCAUUUUUUGGUGGCAGUAACGGCGGAGUCCCGUUCAGGCCGCCUCCGAAAGGGCAACGAGUAUGUAAAUUCUACGAAAGUGGUUACUGCAAGAAAGGUGCAGCAUGCAGCUAUUGGCACCCAUGAUUUUGGGUUAGACACGGCAUAAACUAGACACAUUUGUUACUGUAAUCAUUAAUCUGUAGCGGGAAGCUUGUUCUUGCCAAAUGUUGUAAUUUUAACAACCUGUAAAAGUAGAAGUCAGUCAAGUGGCAUAAUAUGCAUAAUGUAUUUUUUGGAUAGCUUAGCGGGUCCAUAGUUUAAUAUGUUGUGGACAAAAAUUCAUUUUUAUAAUGGGCAAAUGAAGCAGGUAAUUUCUGCUAUUGAUGCAA